AUGUCCGCGACUGAAAACACACGCCGCUUUAGUGCUGUUCUUGAGGCUGUGUCAAGCGUAGGGUUCCAUAACUUGGACGAAAUGGUUUUGGAGUACUACUCGGCGAGAUUCGAAGCCGGCAGCUUACCCGCUAUGGCUCAAUGCGCCAGUCGCAGUCGCCGCAUCAAGACCAUGGUAGAGAGUCUACAGGAAGACAGUCGCCAAUGGCCACGAUGGGAGUCGAGAGGUUUUUAUGAGAGCAUGUCGCAGGCGACUAUUUCGCUCUGUCUGGGAGAAAUGGAGCGACAGGGCAAGGCUCAUGGACGGCACCAGCUGCCGCAAAGCGAUCCUGGAAGCCUCAUUCUUGCGUUGGAACGGCUGCUACAGUCGAGUGUGCAAAGUAGCCCAACAAUCGUGGAGGAAUUGAAGCUGUCAGAAACUGCCGACGCAGCCGUCGACGAGAUGCCUCAUCUCUGGUCCCUCCUCACAGAACUAGCAGGCUCUCGGGAUCUGCUUAACGAGCUUGAGAAUAAAUGA
Penicillium odoratum is the source of this 516-nucleotide messenger RNA. RefSeq lists its product as uncharacterized. The transcript has 4 exons. Bases 1 to 516 code for a protein of 171 amino acids. NCBI's taxonomy places the organism in Eukaryota, Fungi, Ascomycota, Eurotiomycetes, Eurotiales, Aspergillaceae. The record is from RefSeq and is a predicted model, not a curated record.